Molecule: messenger RNA, 3787 nt
Organism: Chinchilla lanigera (long-tailed chinchilla)
Lineage: Eukaryota; Metazoa; Chordata; Mammalia; Rodentia; Chinchillidae
Gene: Doc2b
Product: double C2-like domains, beta
Cellular component (GO): membrane
Source: RefSeq, a predicted model, not a curated record
CCGCCCUGGGCACCCUGGACUUCAGCCUGCUGUAUGACCAGGAGAACAACGCGCUGCACUGCACCAUCAGCAAGGCCAAGGGCCUGAAGCCAAUGGACCACAACGGACUGGCUGAUCCCUACGUCAAGCUGCACCUGCUGCCAGGAGCCAGUAAGGCAAAUAAGCUUAGGACAAAAACCCUGCGUAACACUCUGAACCCCACGUGGAACGAGACCCUCACUUACUACGGGAUCACAGAUGAGGACAUGAUCCGCAAGACCCUGCGCAUCUCCGUGUGUGAUGAGGACAAAUUCCGCCACAACGAGUUCAUUGGGGAGACGAGAGUGCCCCUGAAGAAGCUGAAACCCAACCACACCAAGACUUUCAGCAUCUGCCUGGAGAAGCAGCUGCCGGUGGACAAGACGGAGGACAAGUCCCUGGAGGAGCGAGGCCGCAUCCUCAUCUCCCUCAAGUACAGCUCGCAGAAGCAGGGCCUGCUGGUGGGCAUCGUGCGGUGCGCACACCUGGCUGCCAUGGACGCCAACGGCUACUCGGACCCCUACGUGAAAACGUACCUAAAGCCAGAUGUGGACAAGAAAUCCAAACAUAAGACAGCGGUGAAGAAGAAAACCCUGAAUCCAGAGUUCAAUGAGGAGUUCUGCUACGAGAUUAAGCACGGGGACUUGGCCAAGAAGACCCUGGAGGUCACGGUUUGGGAUUACGACAUUGGGAAAUCCAACGACUUCAUUGGCGGCGUGGUUCUGGGCAUCCAUGCCAAGGGCGAGCGCCUGAAGCACUGGUUUGACUGCCUGAAGAACAAGGACAAGCGCAUCGAGCGCUGGCACACGCUCACCAACGAGCUCCCGGGGGCCGUGCUCAGCGACUGACCGCCCGCCUGCCGCCGCCGCCCCUGCCCCCGGCCCGCUCAGGCCCGGCCCUGGGCUCCCUCGGCUGUCACCAAGGGCUGUGGCCCCCAUGUUGGGCGCGAUCCAAGACGCCUGCUCGGACACAGAGCACCCAGGCUACCCGAGGGACAAGGGAGGGCAGAGGGCCAGGCCUACUUCCCGCCUCCCGGGGCGCAGUGGACAGGCGGUGGGAGGAGAAGGCCUUGGCCGUGAAGCGGCGAGGACUUUCUAGAGGUCGGGGGGCGGGGGGAGUGCAGACAGGCAGGUGCUCAGGUUGGCGCCGAAGAGAGCAGAGGAGGGAGACUGUGGGCAGGCGGAGGACGGGACUUGGACGAAGUAGUCAGAAGAGCUUCCGACCACAGCCGUCCUCUCCCGGCCUGGCUGGGCAGGCGGAAGGGGGCUGUGAGCCGAGUGUGCAGUUCCUGGAGGCUGCAGGCUGAGGGCUCCACUCAAGCCCCUGCCCGUGGGUGAGGCAUGGGCCUGCCCUCAACUUGUAGUCAGGAGCUAGACGCGAACCAGGGCCGAGGAAGGCCAAACCAGCCUUGGGGCUGCAGUGACAGACAGGCAGGGAAGCUGGGGAGGAGGUGGUGCCUCAGCAAGGCCUUAAAGGGUGAGGGGUCUCCAGGCAGAGUGGAGGAACAGUCCGGGUAGUGGAGGGUUCCACAAAGGCUCCGGGCGGGGAGAGGAAGGCGAGGGGCCAGGAGGGUGUUCAGGCAGGGGCUGGGCCUGUGGCAGGUGGGGAAGUAGAUGGCGGUGCAGGGCUGGGUUCAGUCCUCAGACCUGUCUGGUUCUGCUCAGCCUGCGUGUCGGCCAGCUGCAUGGGGAAAAGAAAAGGGCACCUCUGGCAUGAGAAGCAAACAAGCACCAGCUUCCCUUCCCCACCCCCUUGGGGUUCAAGCAGGGUGUUCAAGGGCCCGCGGGGUUGCCCUCGGCCUCUGGGCCCUGUCGUGUGAUCCAGUGUCUCAGGAGUACCCAGUAGCAGUCCAGGGCCUGGUUUCUGGAAAAGCCAGGAGCUGAGAGAGGUCCUGCCAAGGCUUUCUCUCUGGGAAGCUGCUGAGAGCGUCACAGUUUGGGGGUUCAGGCAUGAAGGUGCUCGCCGGAGCUGGGGGUGAACAAAUGCAGAACUGAGGUGCCUCGAAGCCGCUGCAGAGCCCCAUGCUCAAUCCGUCCGGACCAAGGGGGCCAGGGACUGCCCAUGGCGGCCUUGCAGCCCUAGCACAGCUGGGCCGGGAUGCACAGCCCCCACCCCAGGCCAGCGUGCUGGACACACUUCAGGUCAGCCGGGCGCUAGGCCCACAGGCAUGGGGGCCGAACCUUGGGCUCCGAGCGCAAAGCACAUCCAAAGGGCCAGAGGUGACGGUUCAAAUCCCAAGUGCCCGUCAGCCCUUCCCAGGUGGCUGUGAAACAGGACUGCAGGACCCAGCCACACCUGCUGCUCGCAGAAACUGAUUUCCCCACCCAGAGGAAGGCUUUGCCUCGGGGCUUGAGGUUGCCGGGCGCGGUCUGCAUGCAUCCUCACCACCCUCUGAGGGGAGCAGCGCCUGCCCCUAUGAGGCUCAGAGAGACCAGAGUUUGCCAAAGUCACAGCUGGUAGGGGGAGAACCGGGACUCAGACACAGCCCCUUUGCUUGCCCGGGCAUCAGCACUGAGCAGGUCCUCUCCUCCUGGAACGUGAGGAGCUCAGGUCUGGUGCAUGGUGGAGAUGUGGGGCCUUGUCAUUGUCCUGUCCCCUUCGCCUUUUAACUGGCUUUGAAGCCAUCUGUGCUCCUCAGGUUUUCCGGAAGCCCGCAGCCUGCCGCUGGGCUCCGCUGCCUGUCCUGGCUUCUGUGCCCGGGAUCAAGGAGGCUGAGGCUGGGGCUGCGGCUGGAAUGGGAAACCCUGGGGGCCAAGGUGGGAGGUGGCCUGUUUUUAAGGGGCCCUGUGACCGGGUGAGCCGCAGGGAUCUCAGCGUUGCCUUAUUGAGUGCUUCCUUCCCACAGGGGCCGCAGCGGCCUAUGGAGAUGUGAAAGUGCCAAGAGGCAAAACCGCAAGGGCAGGUGGACCCCACCUAGUGCGACUCCUUAUGAGACACGUGGGGAAACAGGCCUUGAGAGGAAAAGGUCCGGCUGGGACAAGCAACCAGGAUUCCUGGCAGCCAGCCCAGCACCCUACUGCCCCAGGCUGUCCUGGAAGAGGGUCCCCGCUGACCACAGGGACCAGCAGGCAGGGUUGUGGCCAGCUAGCUCCAGGCCAAGGUGGGGCACCCCGCCCUGGCCGCAGGGACAGCCGUCCAGGGUCCUGGCUCUGUUCUAGGCCCGGUACACAUUGCAUCUCAAAGAAAAAGCACUUCGAAAAGCUGCAGAAUCGACUCUGCCUUUGACCCCAAAACAGGCAUCUUUCCUCUGGUCCCUCAGCCCUACGGAGACAGGAAAUGUGAUGCCAAAAAAAAAGAAAGAAAUCAUUCCAAAGUCAGGUGUCAGUAACCAGGGGUCGCCUGUGCGCUGCAUUCCCCACCGGGCGCCCAGAUCCCCGCCACGCCCCCCGCCACCUCUAGCCAAUCCCGACGGGCCCGUCUUCCAACCCUGAGGCGGUAACUUCCUGACCUCUAGUGGCGAGAGCGAGGAAUUGCACCUCCCCGGCCCGUCCGCCCACCGAGCCCGGGCUGUGCAUGUCCUGCCCUUUUGUUCCUUCUCAAACCGAGUGAACCUCCCGAUGCAUGAACUCUGGCUGUCGUCGACGCAGACUCGUGCACUGCUUAGCACCGUUUUGCUACCAUGUGACGGCUGCAGAAACCGUCCUCAAACUGCAGCCCCACGAUAAUUUUUGUACUUUGACCUGCCCACGGGUGUCCUUUCUAAAUCUUACUUGUUAAUAUUUAUAAUGACAUAUAACCCAAAGUCAAUGGAAACGUCAUACUGCGCUCA